AUGACUACCAUCACCAAAACUCAUCCUGCGCUGCGGAUACAUGCCCGCGAGAAGCUCCAGCUCGACCAGAUCCCUCCUUUACCUUGCGGGCCCAACGAAGUUCGACUCAAGAUUGCCUACUGCGGCAUUUGUGGCUCAGAUAUUCAUGAAUACCAGGCACUCCCUAUCUUUGCUCCUCCCCCGGGCGGCAAGCAUCAUGCUACAGGAGUUGAGCUGCCGGUGGUCAUGGGCCAUGAAAUGUCGGGCACUGUGACCGAGGUUGGGUCAGCAGUCAAAGAUCUGGAGGUCGGCCAAAACGUGGCAGUCUGCCCCUCGCUGGACGAUCGCUCUUACAACGAGCCACCGUGUUCAACAUGUCGCCAGGGCAAAGUCAAUAUCUGCAAGCGCUUUGCCACCUACGGACUGAGUGCCUGGGGAGGAGGGUUCUCGACUGAGAUCGUGGUCAAGGACUUCAAUUGCUUCCCUCUCCCAAGCUCAGUGUCCCUGAAAGUGGGAGCCCUGACUGAACCUCUUGCAGUAGCCUGGCACAGCAUUCGGACGUCUGGGUUCCAGAAAGGCCAGACCGCUCUCAUCCUUGGCGCUGGUCCCAUUGGACUUGCCAUUCUGCUCUUGCUCAAAGCGUGGGACGCGAGUAAGGUGGUCGUAACCGAAGUCACGGAGGCCAGACAGCAACAAGCACAAAAGUUUGGUGCCGACUUGGUUAUCAACCCUCUACAAAAGCCUGCAGGCGGGGAAUCUACAGAUCCAGUGGUGGAGGCUAUUAGGACUCUCUCUGAAGACGGUGUUGACGUUGCCUUUGACGCCACGGGGCUUCAAUCGACCUUGGACACGGCUCUGGCGGCCACACGACCCGGAGGAACUAUUUUCAACGUCGCCAUCCACGAGAAACCACUGUCCUUGAACCUAAACGAUAUUGGAUUCCUCGAGAAACGCCUCCUGGGCGGAAUCUGUUACACCAAGGAAGACUAUGAACAGGUAAUCAAGGCCAUGGCAUCCGGGAAGAUCCCCUUUGAGCAAAUGAUUACUUCGGUCGUACCUCUGACGAACGCUAUCGAGGGCGGAUUCAUGGAGCUUAUCCGAAAUAAAGCCAAGCACGUCAAGAUCUUAAUCCAGCCCGAACAGGACUAA
Messenger RNA from Fonsecaea erecta, 1128 nucleotides. RefSeq lists its product as hypothetical. Bases 1 to 1128 code for a protein of 375 amino acids. Gene Ontology annotation, cellular component: cytoplasm. The record is from RefSeq and is a predicted model, not a curated record. The transcript is spliced from 2 exons. Lineage: Eukaryota; Fungi; Ascomycota; Eurotiomycetes; Chaetothyriales; Herpotrichiellaceae. Gene Ontology annotation, biological process: butanediol biosynthetic process. Gene Ontology annotation, molecular function: (R,R)-butanediol dehydrogenase activity; zinc ion binding.